CUUCCGGAGUAUCCUGUGGUCCGAUAGCUCAUUUCCAAGCAUUGGUAAGUGAUGUGUAUACAUUCUUGGCUUGCUUUCGGUGGAGUCUGCUCUUGGGACUACGAAGAUGAGCGGUGAGAUCAACUAGAGAGAAUCAUUGUACUGUAGGCGGAGAAGUAUUCUGUGCUAGCAAUUAUCCUCACUUUUGCGUCUAUAAAGCCUUCAAGAUGACUAUUUCCGCUCUUUGUAUCGCCUUGACGGCUGUCGUUGGAAUUGCCAUUGCCGAUGCCGUGCCGUUCGAAAGGCUGGAUAUCAACAAUUCGGUCCUCUUGAUUGUUGAUGAACAGGUUGGCCUUUACCAUGUGGCCAGGGACUUUGAUCCAACCUUGUUUUACAAUAAUAUCCUCGCUCAUUCAGCCAUUGGAAAUAUCUUCGACAUUCCUGUUAUCAUGACUACCUCUGCUCAAGAAGGGCCGAAUGGACCAUUGCCGAGGGAGAUUCUCGAGAUGUAUCCGAAUGCUCCUCUGAUACGCCGCAACGGAGAAGUGAAUGCUUGGGACAACGCCGAAUUUCGCGAAGCCGUCAGAGCUACCAAUCGCACACAGAUGAUCGUUGGUGGUAUCGUUACCGACGUUUGUACAAGCUUUCUCUCCCUGUCCCUUCGCGCCGAAGGCUACAGCGUUUGGGCCAAUGUCGAGGCUUCCGGUACAACUACUGAGCUUCUUCGUGAUACCGCCAACUUGCGAAUGCAUGCAGCUGGCGUUCAGCUGGUUUCGUGGUUUGCUAUCGUUAUGGACUUGAUGCGUGAUUGGCGCAAUCCUCCAGGUACUGCUGGCAUGCUUCCAGUGAUCGAAAAGUACUUUCCAGCGUAUGCAUUCAUUGCGAAAUCCCAUGGAGCUGCUGUCCAAAACGGGACAAUAAUUGACGGAGAGCAGCAGCUUUUGUAGACAACAUAUGCUGUCUCUCGGACUACAGGUUUGGCCGAGGACCACGACAGGACCAUCAUAGUGACU
Molecule: messenger RNA, 992 nt
Organism: Pseudovirgaria hyperparasitica
Lineage: Eukaryota; Fungi; Ascomycota; Dothideomycetes; Acrospermales; Acrospermaceae
Product: YcaC amidohydrolase
Exons: 7
Coding region: 207-926 (239 amino acids)
Source: RefSeq, a predicted model, not a curated record